Messenger RNA from Anisakis simplex (herring worm), 222 nucleotides. The record is from the annotation of a GenBank genome assembly. Lineage: Eukaryota; Metazoa; Nematoda; Chromadorea; Rhabditida; Anisakidae.
CUCGAUACAGCCGGUCAAGAGGAGUUCAGUACGAUGCGAGAACAAUACCUCAGGACAGGGCAUGGCUUUCUUCUAGUCUUUUCUGUUGUCGAUCGAAACAGUUUUGAAGAGGUGAUUCGAUUACAUAAAAUGAUAUUGCGAGUGAAGGAUCGUGAUGAAUUCCCGAUGAUGUUAGUUGGUAAUAAAGCUGAUCUAGAGGAUGAACGACAUGUGAGUUCAUGA